Exophiala aquamarina CBS 119918 is the source of this 1497-nucleotide messenger RNA. RefSeq lists its product as uncharacterized. Gene Ontology annotation, molecular function: zinc ion binding; RNA polymerase II cis-regulatory region sequence-specific DNA binding; DNA-binding transcription factor activity, RNA polymerase II-specific. Gene Ontology annotation, cellular component: nucleus. The transcript has a single exon. The coding region runs from base 1 to 1497 and encodes 498 amino acids. NCBI's taxonomy places the organism in Eukaryota, Fungi, Ascomycota, Eurotiomycetes, Chaetothyriales, Herpotrichiellaceae. Gene Ontology annotation, biological process: DNA-templated transcription; positive regulation of transcription from RNA polymerase II promoter by galactose. The record is from RefSeq and is a predicted model, not a curated record.
AUGGCGGGCUCUUUCCUCCCACCGAGGCUAAUUGCAGAUGGAUACGUCAACCAGUACUUUCAAACCUCGCAUAACCUCUACCCGGUGUUGGAAAAAGCAUCAUUCAUAGGACGCUAUGAGCAUUUCUGGGGAGGUCUUCCAACUGAGGGACAAGGCUUUGAACUCUGGAUCGCGGUGCUGUACAUGGUAAUGGCUCUUGGCCAUCAAUGCAGUACCAUUGACCCAGAUCCCUCCGUCAGAACGCGGGCUCUUGAAUGCACAGAUGGCGAAAUGUGCUUUCUCAUGGCCAGGUCAACAUUUGCUGACGUACCCUUUCGUGGUGGAGAUUUGUCGGCAGCGACCAGCAUGUUUCUGGGCUUCAUUUGGUUGUAUAAUCAACAGCGUUUUCACGAGUCUUAUGCCAUUCUUGGUGCCGCCGCUCGUGUCGGAUAUGCCAUCGGCUUACAUCGACAACCAAGUCAACUUGAGAAUCCAAAAGUUGCAACUAUGAAAACCUUGUGGUGGUGUCUUUUCAUAUAUGAAACUGAACUUGCCACAUUCUCUGGACGCCCAUGCGCAAUACAACCGCGUGAGGUUGACGUGGAGCCAUUUCCUCUUGACACUUCACCUACUGAUCUGCAGUACAUUGAGACCAUGAGGCAAUUUUCGCAUAUGACAUGGGAUGCCUAUGAGAAGGUGUACAGUCUGUCAUAUAGGCACAUGACAAUAGGUGACAGGAUUGAUGAACUCCGAAAACACGAUGGAGUUUUCGUGAGCUGGUACGAUUCAUGGCUGCAUGAGUCUUCCUGGUCUCGAGAGCCUUAUGGUUUGAUCCUGAGAUUGCGGUAUCUAAACAUUCGAAUCCUUUUGCACCGUGCCUUUCUUAACCUGACAAUAUUGAGAACCAAGAAAGGGAGAGACUCACGGCAAGAAUUGAUCUCGGCGGCAGCAUCCUGCGUCAAAAUGGCAUUGUCGUUCGUUACAAUAACGACCGAGUCGAUUCACAUCAGUAGCAGUGGUAUCAUUCAAGCUGCACUAUUCCAUGUGAUUGGAUACCUGUGGAAUGCAACGAUGACAUUACUCCUCUAUGCCAAGAAUCGAUCGAUACAUGCCGUUCUGAGCGAGAAAGGGGUCCAGUAUCAGGAAGUGGUUGCACGGAUAGAGCUGGCUAUCGAGUUCUUCGCCACUCACCAGGACGGAUCCUCAACCGCACAGACUGCAGCCCGAAAAAUCACACUCCUGGUGGGCAAACUCCAGGACAGUCAGCGUGGCUCCCAAAGUCUGUCUCCCGAGACGUCUACUUUCAUGGCCGCACCCGGGUUGGAAUCUCCAGAUCAGCCACUUGAAUUUCUUUCCGAGCUAAACGACCCAGGAUUCAUAUUUUCUGACAAUUCAUUCCCGACUAUCUUUGGUCUGAGCCCUAGCCCAAUUUUCACGAGAGGUGAAAACACGGAAAUACUCAGAACUGACUGGCCUGCUCAAGAUGAUGCUCCACCAUUUUAUGAGGCGUUUGGUUAA